UCUUUAUGUUGAUCUUGAGAUUGAGAGGUAAUGGUUAAGUAGCGGAGUGACAAGGCUGUUUCCCAUACGUUCUUUGGGACUGAUUUUAAUUUAUCGCUAACACCAUAAGUUUGAAUUGAGGAUUGUAUAUUAUCAGAAGAGAUGUUAAUUUGAUCGGAUACGGUUUUGUCUAAUUUAAUAGACCCAUCGGGUUUUUGGUUUUCUACGAUCUUCUUGGUUGUUUCAGGAGUGGUUGUUGAUUUAAGAUUAAAAAGUGUAGAAGAUACAGUAUCAGCGGUAUGUUGUACGGUAUCGGUUGUGUAUUUAACUGCACUACCAAAAUACGAGCCAAUUCCACCUAAUCCCCAACCUUUCUUUUCUUUCUUUUGUUCUCUUUUUUCUUCAGUAGAUACUUUGAUUGUUUUUUCAGAGACUGUUUUAAUAACAUAUUUUUCACAAGAUUCUAAAACUUCUUUUUCUAAUUUUUCAUCCUUGAUUUGUUCAUGCAACCAAGCGCGGGCUUUUUCAUUUUGA
Molecule: messenger RNA, 513 nt
Organism: Rhizophagus irregularis DAOM 181602=DAOM 197198
Lineage: Eukaryota; Fungi; Glomeromycota; Glomeromycetes; Glomerales; Glomeraceae
Source: RefSeq, a predicted model, not a curated record